CGGCGCUGCAGCGGGAGGCCGGGGGAGGGAGUUGGCGCCAGUGGCGGCCCGAUGCCGGGGGACAGCAGGCGGGUGCGGGGCCCGGAGGAGUCGCAGCCGCCGCUGCUGUUCGCGCGGGCGGACGCGGAGCCGGCGGCGGGGCCGGCGCUGCCGCGGGUCGACGGGCGGGCGGCGGCCGAGCCGAGGCCGGUGUUUGCCCGGGCCGGGCUGGUGAGCCAGGCGGACGGCUCGGUGUACGCCGAGUGCGGCCGCACCAAGCUGCUGUGCGCCGUGUACGGGCCGCGGGAGGCCGAGCGCCGGGAGGAGCGGCGGCGGGGCGGCGCGGCCCUGGGCUGCGAGUUCAGAUUUGCCCCAUUCUCCUGUAAGAAAAGAGCUGCUUGGAUUCAGGGCAACCUGGAGAAGGAGUACUCCUCGAUCAUGGAGCAGAGUUUGCAGCCUGCCAUCUGCCUCCAUAAGUAUCCCAGGUCCCAAAUUGAGGUGUACGUAAUGGUUCUGGAGAAUGAUGGCUCCACCCUGGCAGCUGCUCUGACUUGUGCCUCCAUGGCACUGGCAGAAGCAGGCAUUGAGAUGUUCGACGUAGUCGUGGGCUGCUCCCUGAGGCAGUGCGGCGCCACCUCCCUCUUAGACCCGACUGCAGUUGAGGAGUUCAACGCAGCCAGCUCCAAGGGUGUAGAUCACGGCAGUAUGACUGUGGCAUUGCUUCCCACUCUUAACCAGAUCUCAGGGCUGGUGUCGAAGGGAGAGUGGGAGGAGCAGACAUCGGUGGAAGCAAUCAAGGCUUGUGUCGAAGGUUGCCAGAAACUCUACUCCGUGGUUCAGCAGUGUCUAACCAGAUCAGUUAAGAGGAAGAUCCCACAAUUUGUCAAUAAGGCUUAGAUGAACUCUUACUCCAGGACAUUCCAGUAAAUAUUUUUCUUAAUGUGACAAUUUAUAAGUUUUUUACCAGUAUUUGCUAAAUUUAGAUGAUUCAAAUUAUAAAAUAUACCUUGUUAAAAUGAUUAACUGUUGGAUUGAACAUUAGAGUCGCAGGAUUGAUCUGCAGCAUAAGACAAGUUGCUGGAGAAACUCAGCAGAUCAGGCAGCAUCUGUGGAGGCAGAGAGAUAGUUGACGUUUCAGGUCGGAACUGGUGCAGGCUCCUGACCCGAAACAUCAACCGUCCCUCUGCCUCCACAGAUGUUGCAUGGUCCAGUGAAUUCCUCCAACAGUUUGUGUUUUUUUUACUCCAGCAUCUGCAGUCUCUUGUGUCUCGAUCUGCAUCAUGCUGGGUUAGUUAAUCACUGGAGAUGAAGUAACAGGGUCACUUAGCUCAGCUGCAGUUUUACCUGCAGUCUUGGCUCACAUUCCAAUAAGUUGAAAUGGAGAGAAUACUUGCAAAAGAGAUUAUAAAAUAAUUUGCAAGCUGUUCUUCAGCAGAUAAUGUUACUUCAUUGCCAGAUUUCCCAACUGAGAAAUCAGGCGGUGCUGAAUGUCUGGGAUCUGCUGGCUAAGACAGGUCGGAUGAAUAUCUUCAAUGUGUCCCUGGUUUGCUUCCACCAUAUAGUUUAAGUCUAAACAAAGCCAUCCUGUUCUAUUCAGAGAUUUUGAAUUGAAAGAGAAUGUUGUCUUGUAGCAAGAGGAGAAUGUCUGCUGACUAUGAGUUAAUUGAACUGGAUCAGCCUCGAGGUUGUAAAAGAAAAAGAAAAUUGUUCUGAAGUCAAAUUUGAUUCUAGGCCACGAUAGCAGCUGGAGUGAGUGUGACUCUUCUCCCUGCUGUAGUAACAGGGGCUAAAGUACAUCAGAGGGCAAACAAAAACAGGGAAAAGAUCAUCCAGUCAUCAAAUUUCCCGGCUUCUGUGUUUAAUUUUUUUUUAACAAAUAAAACCAACAAUUCCUGA
Pristis pectinata (smalltooth sawfish) is the source of this 1875-nucleotide messenger RNA. It is a transcript of the gene exosc6, whose product is annotated as exosome component 6. The coding region runs from base 52 to 876 and encodes 274 amino acids. NCBI's taxonomy places the organism in Eukaryota, Metazoa, Chordata, Chondrichthyes, Rhinopristiformes, Pristidae. The transcript has 2 exons. Gene Ontology annotation, biological process: nuclear mRNA surveillance; U4 snRNA 3'-end processing; rRNA catabolic process. The record is from RefSeq and is a predicted model, not a curated record. Gene Ontology annotation, cellular component: cytoplasmic exosome (RNase complex); nuclear exosome (RNase complex); nucleolus.